GAGCGUGAAGAGAAGAAGGAUAUAGACCCUGAUCCUUCCUACAAACUUGUUCUAUCAAAAUUCCUGGUUCCUCUAUAAUCCAUGAAAGGUUCGUAAACAAAGGUCUGUUACAAUUUUCAUUGAAUCUUCAUCUCAGUCAUGGAUCUAAGCCAGGUACAAGAAAACUAUGCCAACCCCAAAACAUGCUUCUUCCACGUUCUCUUCAAGGCUUCAGCUUUGGCAUUUUACAUUCUUUCUACACUCUUUGCCAAUAGCUUCGUUAUCAUCUUCGUGAUCACCGUCGUGCUCGCUGCUCUCGAUUUUUGGGUCAUCAAGAACGUUAGCGGUCGUAUCUUAGUCGGGCUUAGGUGGUGGAAUGAAAUAAACGAGCAAGGUGAGAGCAUAUGGAGAUUUGAGUUCCUUGACCAAGAGUCAUUAGCUCGUAUUAACCAAAAGGAUUCCUGGCUAUUUUGGUGGACAUUGUAUCUUAAUGCUGUUGCUUGGGGCAUCUUUGGAAUAUUUUCAAUGGUAAGACUUGAAGUUGAUUAUCUCCUAGUUGUGGCAGUUUGUUUUAGCCUUGCUAUUGCCAACAUCAUCGGAUUUACCAAAUGCCGUAAAGAUGCCAGGAACAAGAUUCAAGCGUUUACGUCUAGGACCACUGCUUCUCGUUUUUCAUCUACACUACAGUCAGCAUUUAGCUUAGUGUGAGUUGGCUGAGCCUACAAAAUAUUCUAUCAAAUCUUAUUGCCCAGAUUUCUUAACUUAUAGGCAGUGAAAAGAAUGAUUUAAUAAUUUAUUUUCCUUUUAAUUCAUAAAA
This is a messenger RNA of Hibiscus syriacus, 796 nucleotides long. Its product is annotated as Golgi apparatus membrane protein-like protein ECHIDNA. Gene Ontology annotation, cellular component: Golgi membrane. The transcript is spliced from 6 exons. The record is from RefSeq and is a predicted model, not a curated record. The coding region runs from base 139 to 687 and encodes 182 amino acids. NCBI's taxonomy places the organism in Eukaryota, Viridiplantae, Streptophyta, Magnoliopsida, Malvales, Malvaceae. Gene Ontology annotation, biological process: protein secretion; vesicle-mediated transport.